CACCGCUCCAGGAUAAAAAAAAAAAAAAAAAAAAAAAACGUUAACAAAUCUUUGACUUCCUGGAGUGAAAGAAUGCAGCUAAUUUCUCCAGAUGUCUUUCAGAUUGGGAUUCUGUGAUACUUUGAUGUUGAUGCUAAUGUGAAUACUGAGAGUAUCUGAAUUUAUUUGAAUUUGAAACAACAAGAGCAGUUGUGGGAGUGUUGUAAGGAAACGUGGGAAACUCCUCACAUUUCCAGAAAAGAUACUUCCAGCUUGGCUGCUUCAGGCAUCAGAUCCAACAAUUAUGCUGUGGUGGCAGCUGGUUCUGGCUGUAGAAAGCCUUUUUACAUGCAUCUCCCAGCAGUCUUCAAUUCCAAAGAGAAAAUGUGUUUAUCAAGUGCCCCACGAAAGGAACCAUGAAUUUAUUGAUGCUGGCAUUGUGAGCGGAUCCAUGCAUCUCUGUGAAAACACAGACUGCUGUUUGGGUGUUUACAUGAUCAAAAAUGGCCAGCGAAAGGUUGAUAUCCUUGCUUGUAAUAUUGUACAGAAGUCUUGCCCAGAUGCAACCUGCACAGAGCAAUCGUUGGGCAAAAACGUCCUCAUUAGCUGUGUGUGCAAUACAGACUUCUGUAACAGCAACAUUACGUGGACUCCAGAGUCAAAACAGUCUCCAAGCACUGACUCCUAUUUUGCAGAUAAAACCAUGAAAACUGCUGUUGUGGUGAUUCUGCUUCUCACUGGCGUCAUAAUUAUUGCCAUCACAUGGACAAGUAUCCAUAAUGACAACCAAGAUGGAGAGGAGAAUCAACCAUCAUCCUGCCAUGAUUACAACAUUCAACCGUUACAUUCAUGUCAAUCACAAACUUCAGAGAAUGACAUUAGUGGCAUUGAACUCCUGCAGGUUGUAAGCCAAGGACAUUUUGCAAGUGUUUUUCAAGGAAAAUACAAAGGAUCUGAGGUGGCUGUGAAAGUGUUCACUGCUGGCUGGAAACAAAAAUUUACCACAGAGAAAGAUAUUUAUGAACUCCUAAAGAUGAAACAUAGUGGGAUUAUUCGCUUCCUGGGCACUGGGAGGAAACCAGAUGAUAAUAGCUGUUUCAUUGUGCUGGAGUAUGCUGAAUACGGUUCUCUCCAUUCCUUUCUGUGUAAACACACCACCAGCUGGAUGCAGUCACUGAAGUUGUGCCAGUCCUUAUCACAGGGACUUUCCUAUCUCCACUCUGACCUCCACAGCAAUGAUGCAUACAAACCUCCUGUGGCUCACAGAGACCUUAGCAGCAACAAUGUGCUGGUCAAAACAGACGGCACUUGUGCUCUGUGUGAUUUUGGAUGCUCCACCAUCCUCCAUUCUUGUUCAGGACCUACAAACAUGACAGUGAGACAUUCUGGUGGGAACAACAAUCAGGGUCAGGAUCAGCUUGGCACGCUGAACUACAUGCCCCCUGAGAUCCUGGAAGGCUCUGUAAACCUCAACAGCAGCUUCUUCCUCAUGCAGGGGGAUAUCUAUGCCUUGAGUCUGGUAUUGUGGGAGAUCUGGAUGCGCUGCUCUGAUUUAUUCAAGGGUGGCAUUGUUCCACAGCAUAUGUUGCCUUAUGAGCUUGAGCUAGAAGCCAAUGUCACACAGGAGAGACUCAUCUUUCAUGUGUCUGAGGAAAACAACAGACCCUCCAUACCUCAAUACUGGCAUCUACUACCACAGGGAUCUGUGCUGAAGGAGAUCCUGACAGACUGUUGGGACCAUGACGCCGAUGCUCGACUGACAGCCCACUGUGUUGCAGAAAGAUUACUAUCUCUUAAGCCUUCUUACUCACCAUGAUAAUUUGGUUUUUCUUUGUUUUUUUUUAUGCAGUAGAUAUAUUAUUUGUAUUUCAUACUUAAACUGCAUAAGCUUUUUUUUUACAUUUUCAUCAAACUAAAUUUCUAAGCACUUUGUAAGUAUGCAGUUAGCUUUUGGAGACCUUUAAGAUUUUUUUUCAAUCUCAUUUAAUUUUUUAUUACUUUUUUCUCUUGGGUUUUUAGGUUUUAAAAAGCAAUAAAAGUGAUUAAAUAAUAGAGUGUAACAUUCAGUAUAGGCUAUAUUGAGUUGGCUUGGACUGUUAUUUUUUUGGGGGUUUUGGUGUUUUUAGAGAACAAAAUUUGCUCCUGAUGUCCUUGAUCUGAGGAAAGGGUAAAGAGUGACUAGUCAGCAAUACCUCACAAACAUCCCCAGAUCACAUUGAGGAAAGCGAAUGCCACCCAUAUGACAUUCUAUCUAACAAAGUUUUGUUUUGUUUUUUGUGCUCAUGCAAACUGUUUAUAAAACACUUCAAAUGUCAUUUUAUUGGUUAGAAUUGUCCUUUAAAUAAAGUUGGAUCAAAAUAUGUACACGUGACAACUGAAUUUACGAUGUGAAAUUGUGUUUUUACUCAAAACAAUUGAGAUGACAUUUUAUAGAUCUGUUUUCCUGUGUGUGUCUCACAAUUAUAAGUCUGCAGAGCUUGGCAAACUGCUGGUUUCUGCCUGAGGACGUGACUGAAGAAAGUCGUGGAAGUCUGUUGGUUAACAAAGUUCAGAUCUCAA
Molecule: messenger RNA, 2538 nt
Organism: Melanotaenia boesemani (Boeseman's rainbowfish)
Lineage: Eukaryota; Metazoa; Chordata; Actinopteri; Atheriniformes; Melanotaeniidae
Product: bone morphogenetic protein receptor type-2-like
Exons: 11
Coding region: 284-1795 (503 amino acids)
Biological process (GO): BMP signaling pathway; cellular response to growth factor stimulus; protein phosphorylation
Cellular component (GO): plasma membrane; signaling receptor complex
Molecular function (GO): transforming growth factor beta receptor activity; ATP binding
Source: RefSeq, a predicted model, not a curated record